AUGCUAAUAGGAUCCCGCCUUCGCCAGGAGGACUUUCCACCACGGAUCGUGGAGCAUCCUUCAGAUGUGAUAGUCUCUAAAGGAGAGCCAACAACUCUGAACUGCAAAGCUGAAGGACGGCCGACUCCUACUAUUGAGUGGUACAAGGAUGGAGAGCGAGUGGAAACGGACAAGGAUGAUCCACGCUCCCACCGCAUGCUGCUGCCCAGCGGAUCUUUAUUUUUCUUACGUAUAGUUCAUGGACGCAGGAGUAAACCUGAUGAAGGAAGUUACGUUUGCGUAGCAAGGAACUAUCUUGGAGAAGCUGUGAGUCGCAAUGCAUCUCUGGAAGUGGCAUUGCUACGGGAUGACUUCCGCCAAAACCCUACAGACGUUGUGGUGGCAGCUGGAGAGCCUGCCAUACUGGAGUGCCAGCCACCUCGCGGACAUCCAGAGCCUACCAUCUACUGGAAGAAGGAUAAAGUCCGUAUUGAUGACAGGGAAGAGCGCAUCAGUAUACGUGGUGGGAAGCUGAUGAUCUCCAAUACAAGAAAAAGUGAUGCUGGCAUGUACACUUGUGUUGGAACAAACAUGGUGGGAGAGCGAGACAGUGAUCCAGCAGAGCUGACUGUCUUUGAACGACCCACAUUUCUCAGGCGUCCGAUUAACCAAGUGGUGCUGGAGGAGGAAGCUGUGGAUUUCCGGUGCCAGGUCCAGGGGGAUCCCACACCCACAGUCCGGUGGAAGAAAGAUGAUGCAGACUUACCACGAGGAAGGUAUGACAUCAAAGAUGACUACACUUUGCGCAUUAAGAAGGCCAUGAGCACAGAUGAAGGAACCUACACAUGCAUUGCUGAGAAUCGAGUUGGGAAAGUGGAAGCUUCCGCGACCCUCACCGUGCGAGCUCGCCCUGUUGCUCCCCCACAGUUUGUGGUGAGGCCACGAGACCAGAUUGUAGCCCAGGGUCGAACAGUGACUUUUCCUUGUGAAACUAAAGGAAAUCCACAGCCAGCUGUUUUUUGGCAAAAAGAGGGAAGCCAGAAUCUACUCUUCCCAAACCAGCCUCUCCAGCCCAACAGCAGGUAUUCAGUAUCACCAACUGGAGACCUCACUAUCACCAACAUUCAGCGAUCUGAUGCAGGCUACUACAUUUGUCAAGCACUGACGGUUGCUGGAAGCAUUUUAGCAAAAGCUCAGCUGGAGGUUACUGACGUCUUGACAGAUAGGCCUCCACCCAUCAUCCUCCAGGGACCAGUCAAUCAGACACUGGCAGUGGAUGGGACAGCUUUGCUGAAGUGCAAGGCAACCGGCGACCCCUUUCCUGUCAUCAGCUGGUUAAAAGAAGGAUUCACCUUCCUGGGCAGAGACCCUCGAACAUCCAUACAAGAUCAGGGAACGCUUCAGAUUAAAACUCUGCGGCUGUCUGAUACUGGGACUUACACUUGUGUUGCUACAAGUUCUAGUGGGGAGACAUCUUGGAGUGCUGUGCUGGAGGUGACAGAAUCUGGUGGAGCAACACUCAGUAAAAAUUAUGAUAUGAAUGACCUCCCUGGGCCACCAUCCAAACCUCAGGUCACUGAUGUUACUAAGAACAGUGUCACCCUAUCCUGGCAGCCAGGGACCCCUGGAAGCAUACCAGCUAGUGCUUAUAUCAUUGAGGCUUUUAGUCAAUCUGUCAGUAAUAGUUGGCAAACGGUGGCAAACCAUGUGAAGACCACACUCUACACUGUGAGGGUACUGCGCCCCAAUACAAUCUACCUGUUUAUGGUGAGAGCUAUCAAUUCACAAGGUCUGAGUGACCCCAGCCCUGUGUCAGAUCCUGUCAGAACACAAGAUAUCAGCCCACCAGCACAAGGUGUGGAUCACAGGCAAGUGCAGAAAGAACUGGGAGAUGUCAUUGUACGACUACAUAAUCCUGUUGUGCUGACACCCACCACAGUUCAAGUCACUUGGACGGUUGACCGCCAAUCACAGUUUAUUCAGGGCUACCGAGUAAUGUAUCGCCAAACGUCUGGCCUACCUUCUCCAGCUGUAUGGCAGAAUCUGGAGGUCAAAGUCCCAACUGAGCGCAGUGCUGUCCUUGUCAGCUUGAAAAAAGGAGUCACUUAUGAAAUUAAGGUUCGCCCUUAUUUCAAUGAAUUCCAAGGAAUGGACAGCGAAUCAAAGUCUGCUCGUACCACAGAGGAAGCUCCAAGUGCCCCUCCUCAAUCUGUUACUGUCCUGACAGUUGGAAACCACAACAGUACGAGCAUCAGCAUCUCCUGGGAUCCUCCCCCUCCAGAUCACCAAAAUGGAGUCAUUCAGGAAUAUAAGAUCUGGUGCCUAGGUAAUGAGACUCGAUUCCAUGUCAACAAAACAGUGGAUGCAGCCAUUCGGUCUGUAGUAAUAGGUGGCCUAUAUCCAGGUAUUCAGUACCGUGUGGAAGUUGCUGCAAGCACCAGUGCAGGUGUGGGAGUAAAAAGUGAACCACAGCCCAUAAUAAUUGGAGGUCGUAAUGAAGUUGUCAUCACUGAAAAUAAUAACAGCAUAACUGAGCAAAUCACUGAUGUUGUUAAACAGCCUGCCUUUAUAGCUGGCAUUGGUGGAGCAUGUUGGGUAAUUCUGAUGGGUUUCAGCAUCUGGCUAUACUGGCGCAGAAAGAAGAGGAAGGGGCUCAGCAAUUAUGCUGUUCAGUCCUUCACCUUCACCCCUGCAGUCACUUUCCAAAGAGGAGAUGGAGGACUAAUGAGCAAUGGAAGUCGACCAGGUCUGUUGAAUGCAAGUGACCCCAGUUAUCCUUGGCUUGCAGACUCUUGGCCUGCCACAAGUCUGCCUGUAAACAACAGCACUAGUGGACCCAAUGAUCUUGGAAAUUUUGGUCGUGGAGAUGUGCUGCCACCAGUGCCAGGGCAAGGAGAUAAAACUGCCACUAUGCUUUCUGAUGGAGCCAUUUACAGCAGCAUUGACUUUACCACGAAAACCAGUUACAACAGUUCCAGCCAAAUAACGCAAGCUACACCAUAUGCCACCACCCAGAUACUGCAUUCCAACAGCAUCCACGAGUUGGCUGUCGACUUACCUGAUCCUCAGUGGAAAAGCUCAAUUCAGCAAAAAAAUGACCUGAUGGGAUUUGGUUACUCUCUCCCAGAACAAGGCAAAGGCAACAAUGCCUUGCUUUACAUCCCUGACUACCGCGUGGCUGAGGGAUUGGCUAAUAGAUUGCCACACAACCAGUCACAGGAUUUCAGCACCACCAGCUCCCACAACAGCUCUGAAAGGAGUGGCAGCCUCUCAGGUGGCAAAGGAGGGAAAAAGAAGAAAAACAAAAAUACUUCCAAACCCCAGAAAAAUAAUGGUUCAAACUGGGCCAGUGUUCCACUCCCACCCCCUCCUGUGCAGCCCCUUCCAGGCACAGAGCUGGAACACUAUGGGAUGGAUCAGCAAGAAACAGGGUACGACAGUGAUGGUUGGUGUCCACCUUUGCCAGUUCAAACCUACCUACAUCAGGGCAUGGAGGAUGAGCUUGAAGAAGAUGAUGAUCGUGUUCCCACACCUCCUGUCCGAGGAGUAGCUUCAUCACCUGCGAUCUCCUUUGGGCAACAGUCAACUGCAACCCUCACACCUUCUCCACGAGAGGAGAUGCAACCAAUGCUUCAAGCCCACCUUGACGAAUUAACUAGGGCUUACCAGUUUGACAUAGCAAAGCAGACAUGGCACCUCCAAAGCAAUACACAACCUCCUCAGGCUCCAGUUCCACCCCUAGGAUAUGUAUCUGGAAACCUUAUUUCAGAUUUGGAAACAGAUGUUCCAGAUGAUGAGGAUGAUGAGGAUGAUAUUGAAGAAGAAACUGUAGAAAUCAGUAGGCCACUAAGAGGUCUAGAGCUUACGCCAGGCUCCAGUAUGGACAAUUUGGACAGCUCAGUGACAGGUUCAAUGGUAAAUGGAUGGGGUUCUGCGUCUGAUGAGGACCGUAACUUUUCUAGUCAUAGAUCUAGUGUAGGUAGCUCCUCAGAUGACUCGAUCUUUACCAGCGGCAGUUUUGCACAAGCACUGGUUGCAGCAGCAGAUAAAGCUGGUUUUAGGCUGGAUGGAACCAGCCUGACAAGAACAGGCAAAGUAUAUCCUUCCUCUCAGAGACCUCGGCCAAGCAGUCCUUUCUCUACUGACAGCAACACCAGUGCAGCUGUCAAUCAGAGUCAGAGGCCGAGGCCAACUAAAAAACACAAGGGAGGACGGUUGGACCAACCCGCCUUGCCUUAUCGUAGGGAGGGAAUAACAGACGAUCUUCCACCACCACCCGACCCGCCCCCUGGUCAGGGUUUAAGGCAGCAAAUAGUCCCCGGCCAGCGCGGAGGCUCGGCAGAAAGGAAAGGAAGCUCUCUUGAGAGGCAGCAUGCACCGAACGUAGAUGAAAAAAAGAGCUCCCUGGACCGGCAAGCUAGGACAUCACUAGAGUGGCAACGGCAAACCCAAGAGUGGAUAAGCUCUACAGACCGCCAAGAGGAUUUCAGGAAAGCCCAACACAAACAAGCCUUCGGAUCAGAAGAGGCACUCGUUCCAUAUAGUAAACCCAACUUCCCGUCCCCUGGUGGUCACAGCUCUUCAGGAACAGCUUCUUCUAAAGGAUCAACUGGACCUAGAAAAGGUGAAGUCUUGCGAGGAGGUCACCAACGCAAUGCCAGUGACCUUCUUGAUGUAGGCUAUGUGGGAUCAAACAGUCAAGGACAGUUUACUGGUGAAUUAUCAAUAUACCAACACCCCAGCUAUCGCAGGCAUACGGGUAUGAAAAUAAGUAAAAGCAAUGUAGCUGUUGGCAUGUUUGCCUCCUGUUUGCUGCAAGUCAAACCCACAGUACCUCCCAACAGUUACGGCCCAGUAGCUUGUAAAAGAGCCAGUGGUGAUUCACAAACCCUGAAAUGUGCUGUCUUGGAUAUGGUGUUGGUAUGCACUGAAUUUUAG
Messenger RNA from Indicator indicator, 4917 nucleotides. RefSeq names its product roundabout guidance receptor 2 (gene ROBO2). The coding region runs from base 1 to 4917 and encodes 1638 amino acids. NCBI's taxonomy places the organism in Eukaryota, Metazoa, Chordata, Aves, Piciformes, Indicatoridae. The record is from RefSeq and is a predicted model, not a curated record. Gene Ontology annotation, molecular function: protein binding. The transcript has 31 exons.